AUGUCCAACGAUGUUCAGAUGGAUGAUGCAGGCGCUGAAAAGCGGGAUGACUGGGUAAAGAUCACCAGUUCAGACGGCUACUCCUUUCUCGUGAAGCGAAAUGUCGCUGCGAUCAGUGGCACACUCAAAAACAUGCUUAGCGAGGACAGUAGUUUCAGGGAGGCAAUUGCCAACACAUGUCCGAUCAGCGAACGCCGAAAUAGCGCUGCUGUGGUCGAGAAGGCCUACUACGAGGGGCCUGGAUCCAAGGAGGGUGUUGAUGUGAAUGAGUUCACCGAACGCAUACCACCCGAGGUGGCGCUGGAACUGUGUGUCACAUCGUUACCUGUUCCAUUAUGA
This is a messenger RNA of Suillus subaureus, 339 nucleotides long. RefSeq lists its product as uncharacterized. Gene Ontology annotation, cellular component: elongin complex. The record is from RefSeq and is a predicted model, not a curated record. Bases 1 to 339 code for a protein of 112 amino acids. Lineage: Eukaryota; Fungi; Basidiomycota; Agaricomycetes; Boletales; Suillaceae. Gene Ontology annotation, biological process: ubiquitin-dependent protein catabolic process. Gene Ontology annotation, molecular function: protein-macromolecule adaptor activity. The transcript is spliced from 5 exons.